This is a messenger RNA of Gekko japonicus, 1188 nucleotides long. Its product is annotated as olfactory receptor 6M1-like. Gene Ontology annotation, molecular function: G protein-coupled receptor activity; olfactory receptor activity. The record is from RefSeq and is a predicted model, not a curated record. Lineage: Eukaryota; Metazoa; Chordata; Lepidosauria; Squamata; Gekkonidae. The coding region runs from base 1 to 1188 and encodes 395 amino acids. Gene Ontology annotation, biological process: G protein-coupled receptor signaling pathway. The transcript has 4 exons. Gene Ontology annotation, cellular component: membrane.
AUGGCGUCCUCCAGUAAUAGUACACCUCUAGUGAGGUGUGUGGAGGAACGCGACGGCGGCGUCGGUGGACACCAGCUGCAGUGGAGUACUGGCGGUGGAGGCGGCGUGUGCUUGGUCACUGAGCUUCGAAUGUCGACUCAUCACUCAAGCAAUGAACUGCAGGCAAAUACUGCCCCCAUGGUAGUAGCACAAUCACUAGCCAAUACGAUGCUGCAGAGUGGUGUCUCAGCUCAAACGGAAAUUGCACCAAGGAAUCAGAGUAGCACAACACAGGUGACAGAGUUCAUUUUAAUUGGCUUCCAACUUCCCAAGUCUGUGGAGAACCUCUUCUUUGUGAUGCUUCUUGCCGUUUUCCUGUUAACACUGACUGGGAACAUCACCAUCAUCACACUGGUAUGCCUCGCCCAACAGCUCCAGACCUCCAUGUACUUCUUUCUCUGCAAUCUCUCCCUCCUGGAGAUCCUCUUUGUCUUGACAAUCACCCCAAAGAUGUUGGCAAAUCUGGUCUCCUUGAACAAAACCAUCUCUUUCCUGGGCUGUGCUGCCCAAUGUUAUUUCUACUUCUUCCUUGGCACUACCGAGUUCAUCCUUAUCGCCGUGAUGUCAUUUGACCGUUACGUUGCCGUCUGCCACCCACUUCGCUAUGCCAUCAUUGUGAAUGGUCGUGUCUGCAUGACGUUGGUCCUAGGCUGCUGGAUAGGUGGUUUCCUUUCUACCAUUGGCCCAAUUGUACUGUUCUUCCAGUUGACUUUCUGUGGCUCUAAUGUCAUUGACCAUUUCUUCUGUGACUAUGCCCCAAUGAUAAAGCUGUCUUGCAAUGAAGUUCAGUUCAUCCUAGCCCUGGUGUCUAUCCUCUCUUCAGUCGUUUUGCUCAGCUCACUGGCUGUCACUGGUGUCUCUUAUGUCUACAUUAUCACCACCAUAGUGCGUAUGAACUCCACUAAAGGUCGACUAAAGACAUUUUCUACCUGCGCAUCCCAUCUUACUGUAGCUUCCAUCUUCUAUGGCAGCGCCAUCUUCAUGUACUCUUUGCCGGGUCAGGGGCGCUCUCUGGCUGUUCAGAAGGCUGUAGCUGUACUCACCGCUGUGGUGACCCCUUUGCUCAACCCUUUUAUAUAUACCCUGAGAAAUGAGAAGGUGAAAGAGGCCUUGAGAGACUGUCUGAAGAGGCAAACCUUGAAACUGUGA